AUGUUCGCUCGUCAACUCCUAAGAAACCAAGUCAAACCUAUGGCCAGACGUGCCUUCCACACUUCAAAAUCUCAAGCUGUCCAUUUUGAAGAAGGUGUUUAUACAAAUAUUCCAUUUAAAGUUCAUAACAGAAAAAUUCCAUAUGCUAUAGUUCAUUUUAGUUUCUUUGGUUUAGGUUUUGCUAUACCAUUUGUUGCUGUUUAUGUUCAAUUGAAAAGAUCUGGUUCUAUUUAA
Messenger RNA from Hansenula ciferrii, 234 nucleotides. It is a transcript of the gene COX8, whose product is annotated as cytochrome c oxidase subunit VIII. Gene Ontology annotation, biological process: mitochondrial electron transport, cytochrome c to oxygen. The transcript has a single exon. The record is from RefSeq and is a predicted model, not a curated record. The coding region runs from base 1 to 234 and encodes 77 amino acids. Lineage: Eukaryota; Fungi; Ascomycota; Saccharomycetes; Phaffomycetales; Wickerhamomycetaceae.